UUGGGAGCAGCACCGUAAAGAACCAUGCGUGGAUUGAUAUGCUAGUUACUGGCAGUCACCUCAUGACAGUCGUAAAAGAAGGAUCGGUAUAGUAGAUAGUCUUCUUCGAUCAGUAUUAGUCAAACGGUAGUGAAUUUCGCGUGUUGUUUAAAAAACAAAGAUAAACAAUGGAUGAUUCAUGGCAAAAUGCUAAAGAAAUAGAAAUCCCAGACGACGCUCUAAGAUUAGCAUUAGAGAAUAAUGAGUCAAUGAAAGACAAGCUGUAUGUAGCAGCAAAAAGAUCACCCUUUCUUGUAGCAGGUAUGUUAGGUUUUACUAUCAUAGCUGGAGUAGGUGUCUACAAAUGGAAAACAAAAACAAUCAAACCUUCAAUAUUCCUUAUACAACUCAGAGUUGCAGCUCAGGGUACAGUAAUAGGAUGUUUAACCAUGGGAAUGCUAUAUCAAAUGUACACAGACUUAACAAAACCAAAAAAAAAUAAAUAAUGAUAUUCGUCACUAUUUUAGUGUUUAAUUAUAUAGCAAUGGUAUAAAAAAAAAUGAGAAGUAGGAAAUUUCAAUUUUUAAAAUACAAAUUCAAAAAUAUUAACUUAAACAUGUAAUUAUGGAUUUAUGGUACAAACCAUUUCUGGCAUUAUACUUCUAAAAAAUUGUGAACUUAUCUAAUUUCAAAUUCUAUGAUAGAGGAGCACAAUAAAUAUUUAAUUUUAUGUAUUAUUCUUUAAAAUAUAUAUUUUACUAAAAA
Molecule: messenger RNA, 744 nt
Organism: Hylaeus volcanicus
Lineage: Eukaryota; Metazoa; Arthropoda; Insecta; Hymenoptera; Colletidae
Product: HIG1 domain family member 1A, mitochondrial-like
Exons: 3
Coding region: 168-485 (105 amino acids)
Biological process (GO): mitochondrial respirasome assembly
Cellular component (GO): mitochondrion
Source: RefSeq, a predicted model, not a curated record